GUGUGUGUAAGAGCCCGGCUCGGGUGUCAGAGCGUUCAACGGUAUGCUGAUGGUUUCGAUGGUACCGUGAUGCUAUCCAACAGAAUGUGAAACUGAGUCACAAAACUGACAUUUAGUGAUGCUACUACACCUUUGAAAGCAAAUAUCUCCUCCGUCGUCAAGGCGAAGAUGCUGAAGACGGAGGCUUCGGCAGAGAGGACCACCCUGAGGAGUGCCUCUCCACACAGGAAUGCCUACAGAGCAGAGUUUCAGGCUCUCAAGAAGGCCUUCGACCAGCCGAGACAGGAUGGUGACACCAAGAGCAAAGAUCCCGAGCGGAUCCGGCAGCCCCGGGGUCGGCAGUAUGGCGCACACGUCAGCCGAAUCAAGGACAUGUUCAUGCAGAUGGGCACAGAGAACACGGGUUCUGGGAAACCUCGAGGUAGAGAUGAGAUGUCUCCACAAAAACUUACCAAGCCGACCAAUUUCAUUAACCGGGUAGAUGGCUCAGUGAUCAAACUUCAGCAAGGAGACAGAACCGGCAACUCGAAGUUCUCCGAGACAAGGAAGCUCUUUGAGCAGAGCUCCAGAGAUACAUCCCAGUCUCCUGUGUACUCAUACGGCAGAGACAAGAGGGGUUCUCAUGAGCAUUUGGAUGAUUGGAGAGGAGCACGUUCUAACAGGGGCAGCACAGACUCCUUGGACAGUCUUUGCUCAAGAACAGAGGCGUCUUCGCCGACAGUAAGCCAGCUUAGCGCUGUGUUUGAGAAUUUAGACCACCAUGGCUCGGGCUCCACUUUCCGCAGAGGUCAUGGAGGCGGACGCGCUCUUUAUUCACCAGAUGGCUCACUAAGACAAGGGGACGCCAGUGAGGAUGAUGCCAGCCUUCGUCAGUCUCCAUCACAAGGUGUGUGCAGGACACGUGUUGGGAGCAAGCACACUCUUCCAGUUUCAUCCUCCUCCGAAGAUCUUCUCAGUCCCAGUCCUUUGUCUGAGCAGGCGAAGGAUGUUGAGGAGAGUAAGGUCAAGGAGCGGACUGUGGCAGAACAUUUGGAUGUAGGAACCAAUGAUGCUGUAGAUGAAUCUAGUGAGCACAAGCAGGAUGAAGAUGCUGCUGGAGUUUGCACAAACUCUGCUCAAGUCAAUGACACUGUAGUGUAUGACAAACCGCAAAAGGAUACAUCUGGCUCUGUAAACAUCAAGGUUCAAAAGGAUAUAGAGGAGCCUGAAGAUGACUCCACCCGGAUAGCAGCUCAUCACAUGGAGGAGCAGAAUGAGGAAUACUGUGGCAAUGAGAGGGUUAUUUACAAUGCUGAUGGAGAUGCCUGCUACCAGGGCUGGGGAGAGAGCUGCACUGACAUGGAGGAUGAUUUAUAUGGGGAUGAUGAUGUUUGCUAUGAUCCUGGAUCAGAGAUCACUGAGAUUCCUGGCCUUCCUGAGGAAGAGAAGGAAGAUAUUCCUCCAAAGCGGAAAAUACGAUUCAGCACUGCCUCAAUAACGGUUUUUAAUACCUACUCAAACGAGGAUUACGAUCGCAGGAAUGAGGAGGUGGAUCCAGUGGCGUCCUCAGCAGAGUAUGAACUGGAGAAGAGAGUGGAAAAACUGGAACUUUUCCCAGUGGAGCUAGAAAAGGAUGACGAUGGUCUGGGGAUCAGCAUUAUUGGCAUGGGAGUAGGUGCAGAUGCAGGCUUGGAAAAGCUGGGCAUCUUUGUCAAGACUGUUAUUGAAGGUGGAGCGGCAGAGAGAGAUGGAAGGAUUAAGGUGAAUGACCAGAUUGUGGAAGUUGAUGGCACCAGUCUGGUGGGUGUGACUCAGAGCUUCGCUGCCUCUGUGUUGAGAAACACCCAAGGAGUGGUCAGGUUUGUGAUUGGCCGGGAGCGUCCAGGGCAGGAAAGUGAGGUAGCUCAGCUGAUCAGUCAGACUCUGGAGCAAGAGAGGCGUCAGAGAGAGAUGAUGGAGCAGCAGUAUGCACAGUAUGAUGCUGAUGAUGAUGAGACAGGAGAGUACGCCACAGAUGAGGACGAGAACGUGGGACCUGGCAGGACGGACAAAGACGUAACCAUUGAGGUUUUUGACUUGCCUGAAAACGAAGACCUCAUCUCACCAUCGGAGCUGGAUGCCACCAAACUCUACCAGAAAUUCCGAGAGCUACAGAUCAAGCACAGUGUUACUGAGGCUGAGAUACAGAAACUCAAGAGCAAGCUGGCGGCAGUGGAGAAAGAGAAGGCCCGCUGGGAGCGAGAGAGAAGCCAACUGAAGCAGAGCAUUGAGGAUAAUAAGGAAAGGAUGUUGAAGCUGGAAAGCUACUGGAUCGAGGCUCAGACUCUCUGCCACACUGUGAACGAGCACUUAAAGGAGGCUCAGAAUCAGUACCAAGCCCUGGAGAAGAAAUACAACAAGGCCAAGAAACUGAUCAAGGAUUUCCAGCAGAAGGAGGUGGAGUUUGCCCAGAGGGAAGAGGCAGAGAAGAAGAGACUUGAGGAUGUGGAAAAGGCUCAUUUAGAUGAGAUCCAUGGGCUGCAAGUGAGGAUUGCAGCGCUGGAGUCAGAGCUGAUGCAGCUGAUGAAACAAAACAGCAUUCAGGUCAACAACAACAACAACAACAGUGUCAACAGUCACACACAGCUGAGUGAGAGAACUGGUGCGCCGCAGUGUCCUGAGAGACGCCUCACUGUAGGAGUGUCGGACGAGUGUGUAGGCAGUGACCUGGUGAAGGGUCAGACGCAGAUAUCUGGAGCCUCCAGAAGUGUACAAGACAGCGGCAGCUCUACCGAGGGCGAGGACGACCUCCAGCGGAGGAGUUCUCACAUUCUCUCCGCUGAUGUACCUGAGUCCAUGGCCCCCAGGGUGCCUGAGAGUGCGGGUCCUCCAGUGGUGUCAAGCCAAGAUGAAAAAUGCAGCAAGAAGCUUGUGGACGUGGGCUCCACAGACCCUUCGAUAGAGAAACCUAAAACAGAGAAACACUCAAGGAAGCAGAAAUCUUUUUCAUGGCCACACUUCUUCUCCUAUUCAUAUAACUUGGCUUCUACAGUAAAGGAUGACGUCAGUGUGAGCACCUCCAACUCAGGAGAGAUCUGUGGUGUGGUCACCGAGCCCAAGCUGACUGGCCGCUCACACACAUUAGUGCUCUCUUCAGAUGAGAGUCUGGAUAUGAGUGAUGAUGAGAUCCAGGAUGAAGGGCAGCCAUUGAAGCAGUACCAGUGGCAGAACCGCAGUGUGCCGGACUGGUCGUGUCAGCAGGUGUGUCUCUGGCUAAUGGGCCUGAACCUGGAGCAGUAUAUCCCUCAGUUCACUGCCAAGAAUGUUAAUGGAGAGCAGCUCCUGCAACUUGACAGUGACGCACUCAAAGAUCUAGGUGUAGCCUCUUCUCAGGACCGGGCUGUGUUUAAGAGGAAGCUGAAAGAUCUGAAGGUGCUGAUGGAGAAGGCCCACAGGAACAAAGAGAAGCUGCAGAAGCAGGUGGAAGAACAACACAAGAAAGAACUGGUGCAUCUGCAGAAAGAGUGCCGCAAGACCUCUGAGCCGGGAAAGGGUACUGCAGAGUGACGGCGUUCAGUCAUGAAAAUAAUAACGUAAAGAGAGAUGAGUCUAGUAUUUUAUGGUACUCUAGUCUGGGCUCCAUUUAGUGGACAUCAGAAUCUCCCUGGAAGAGGCACUGCUACUGGACUGCCACUAGAGAAAAUAAACCAAACCAUCCUGAAUAACUGAUCCUUUUAACUGUAAUUUUAAUUGGGGUUUUUUCCAACCGUUUUAGAAUGCUUGUUCAUCUGAGAGGUGUCUAUUUAUUUGCAUUUUAGCUUGAAAUGAAUUAACAGCAGUUCGGAGAGUUCAAGCACCUUUAAGCAUUAUAUAUAUAUAUAUAUAUAUAUGUGUGUGUGUGUGCCAUUUUCUAUUGAGACCAAGAUGUGCGGUUUACUCUGUGUGAAAAAUCUCUUGGCUUAAAGCACAGGUGACAUGUCGUGCUGUCCGAAAGCUCGAGUGCUGCUCACUGGAAACGCGGAAAUCUUACUGUGAGAAGAAAGCCAUUCCAAGUGUUGAAAUAUCACAGACCUCACACUAAAUCCAUCUGACCUUCUGGAUAUUAUAUACCUGUAGCUGUAUUAACACUUCAGUCUGCUGAUUAGUGUCCUGUAUCCCUCAGCGACAUAAAUAAGAAAGUCUGCUGUUCAGCGCUUAGUACCAGGAAAGAAACUACAAGGAAUAUUCAAGGAGAGGCCUGAACAUACUGUACAGCCACACUGCAAGAUACUGAAAAUGCACUCCAAAGAUGACCGAAUGGAUCGCUGAGUCGUCCUGCUGCUUCUUCUUCCUCACCGCUACCUGCUUUUAGUCGUCAUUUGACUGAACUAGAUCCUCAGUUAGACUCAAGCGCUGCCUUCUAAAUUUCCGCUGUAUAGAUUUUGUAUAGCAUAGCCGCUCUGAGUGUGUGAAACCUCCCCCCGAUUCUGGUAGUCUAACAUCUAAAUGGUGUUGAGUAGCUGACAAACCUGAACUUAAAGCAGACCUAUUCAAAUUUAUUAUUUAACACUUAUUAUAUAAAUGUUGUUUUAUUUUCUGGUCAGUAUAAUGAGAUUUGUUUUCUUCAUCAGACUGCUGUGAACAUGCUUGUCAGUCUUAGCUUAGCACCAGAUCACAGAAAAAAAAGUGUUCCAAAAUGCUUUUAAUUCAGUAUAUGUAAUACUAGCAAGUAUCGAUCCUAAUCCAUGAUUCUAUUGUGUUUUUUUUUAAAUGUACAGUCAAUACAUGAGAUAUUUCUAUCAGAUUACCAAUUGCUUAUUUAAUAUUGAGCUGUAGUUUAGUAACUCAUCAUUUGCUUUGUUCUUUUUACUGAUACAGUUACAGAGUUUUGUGUUAAUAUUUCUACAUUUUCAUGGUUUCCCUCAUCAAGUGAAUGUCUCCUUUUCUGUGAACACUGUUGUUUUGUUCUGCUGUAAUAAUUUCCAUGUUUACAUUUGAAAUCAUGAUUAUUUCAAUAGAAACACAAGUGCAGCACUCCAGAGUGCCAGGCAGUGCUGGAUCAAUGUGUGACUUCUCACAAGAUAUGUUGGUAUUUGCUCCACAUACGCUUGUAUGUACUGUCAUUUAGCUACAGUGUGUUAGGAACCGUUUUCUUAUAAGGAGUUUUGUUUGAAUUAUUUAUUUUUCAAAUCUAAAAAAAAAAAUAUCAACUGAUGUAAUUUAUCAACAAAAUACUAUAUAAUGAUAUUUAUGCCAAAAAUUGUUAAAAAGUGUUUGGUCUAUCCCAGUGGUCAAUUAGGUUCUCUAUGUUUUUAUCAUUUCUUUUGAUCCACCAUAAAUGUAUCAAAAUCAAACUGCUGCUUUCAGAUUUCUCUGUCAGUCAGCAACAUGCCAUGACUUAUAUAUAUAUAUAUAUGACAGUUAAAAGCAAUAUGUGAACUGAAGCUUUUAAGAGAUGUUGUCUCUUUGCUAUGGGUUACCUAUAUGAAUGUGUGUAUGCACAGGAUAAUCAUGGGUGAUGCUGGUGGUCAUGAUGCAUAAUCAUUAUUAGGCUUGAGUACAGAACAGACACAUUGCUGAAACUGUGUGCACUUUCUUGUUCUGCAGUUCAGUUUCUAAUCGAGUGCUCCAUCACUCUUCAGACGCACAAACAAGGCAGCUGUUCAUCAGUUUGUAUAAACGGUUUCUGUCCAGUGUAUUCACUUCUGUGCUUUCUGCAAAGUUUCCUGUUUUCCCAGAUAGGCAAGGUGUUAGCUCCUUCCAGUUCAAAGAUAAUGCAAAGCACCGAAAGUACAGAGCUGCUCCUGGAAUAAAAACAUGUCAUAAGAAGAUCUUUUCCACUCUGUUUUGUUAACUCAUAGCUGCAUGAAGGACCCCUAGGUGCCAUGUCUCCCUUAGUUCCAGGACAGUCAUAUUUACCAUGUUUUUAUUUGUCAGAGGUUACGGUUGUCACUCAUGUUGACUUGUAAAUAUGCCUCCAAAUGACACAACCAUUCACAGAAAUACAAUGAAGGUUAAUUCCAAAA
This is a messenger RNA of Ictalurus punctatus (channel catfish), 5963 nucleotides long. It is a transcript of the gene ppp1r9a, whose product is annotated as protein phosphatase 1, regulatory subunit 9A. Gene Ontology annotation, cellular component: cytoplasm; dendrite; actin cytoskeleton. Gene Ontology annotation, biological process: calcium-mediated signaling; actin filament organization; neuron projection development. The record is from RefSeq and is a predicted model, not a curated record. Gene Ontology annotation, molecular function: actin filament binding. NCBI's taxonomy places the organism in Eukaryota, Metazoa, Chordata, Actinopteri, Siluriformes, Ictaluridae.